GUUAAUAUUAGAAAAAGCAAAAACAAAAUUUCAAGGAAUGUUUUGUUGGUGCCGCGAAAGCCACAUGCAGCUAAAACCCUCCCGGUAACGGAAAAUUUUCGUGGACAGCUUUCUAUUCCGCAGGGCGCAGGUUACUCUACAGAUCAAAUUCACCAAGGAAGGCAUAUCAUUUCAAAUCUGGAUUAGUAUUUGGAAUUGAAACUGCUAUUUCCCUGUCUGCAAAAUUUCUGUUGCUUCCCCUUCAAGUUCUUUGCCUUUGUUGUCUGAUCUGUGUUCUUGCGACUCUGACGCGAGUCUCUGCAGCAGUGCGGACUUCUCAAGGCCCCUUAUUUGGAUGAUUUCGCAGCUUCUUGAAAGUCAUAGGUUUUAUUAGAUUGCGUUUUCAUUUAGGAUUUUGCUAGCUCGUCCAACUCGUCACCCCAAAACCCUAAUUUGUGAAAUUCUGAGGCGUGUUCUCAUUAGAUAUGCUUGUUUUCGAAUGGAUUAUGCAUUUGUAGAGUUCUUCAAUUCCUGGUUGUCCAAUGGGUGCCAUAACUAGCAAUCGUAAGCGCUCUGAAGAAUGCCUGAGCUUGAAUAACGCGUAUUCAUCCCCUGACACCUCAGAUUCUCGUAAACCCAAAAGACUCAAAUCCUUGUCUAUGCCCCAGAACCCCACCCAUUCCGCAAUAUCCUCGAAAAGUGUGGUUUCAAGAAUUUCUCUUUACCCUGAAGCCAAGACACCAUCCACCAGAGCAGUACUCGGUCCGUGUCUACGUAAAUUCCCGCUAAGUAGUUUAAAUAAAGCUUUGAAGUACAGGACUAGUGGGGUUCGGGAAACUGACAGCAAGAUGGGCAAUAUAUUGAAGACAUACGCAAAAGCAAAGGAUAGCGCGCUAAGAUCAUUCCGGCACGUGAAGGGCAAGGAGGUAGUAGAAGUGGAUACUGAUAGUCGAGAGGGUGAUGUUUCCGAAGAUUCAAGCAUAGAAGAGGUUGAGAUUAUAGAAGAUGGGCUUGUAGGGCGCUCAGUGGUAACGGACCAGAGGAGGCAAGGGAGUGCUGGGCCUGUGAUUGAGAUACAGGAUUCGGAAAUUAAGGUUGGAGAUGGUGGAAUUCAGCAGCAGUCAACUUCUUCAGUGGUUUCAGAGUUGACUAAUAGUAAUUUGAAGGUGGAUGAGCUUUUGAGGUCCUUAUAUUUAAGCCCAGAGCAUGGUGUUAAUGAUGUUAUUGCAUACAAAAAGUUGCUCCAGGCGACAAACAGUCGAACAGACAAAUUAAAAUUGUUGGAGUUUGAAAUCCAACUAAACGAGAAGCGCAGGUCACCAAUUGAAUCUUUCCGUCCCGAGAAGGUUCCAAAACAGGAAUUACCACUUGAGCCUUUUGUCCCUCUCACACAAGAGGAAGAAAGAGAAGUUGAUGGGGCCUUUGCUGCAAACUGGAGGGAAGUCUUGGUUGCUCAUCAAAAUUCGAACAUUGAGAUAACUGGAGAAAUUCUCAGAUGCCUCAAGCCUGGUGCAUGGUUAAAUGAUGAGGUGAUCAAUCUGUACCUAGAGUUGCUAAAAGAAAGGGAAAAAAGAGAACCGAAGAAGUUUCUGAAAUGCCAUUUUUUCAAUACCUUUUUCUACAAAAAGCUAAUAGGUGGAAGGAGUGGUUAUGAUUUCAGAUCUGUGAGAAGAUGGACCUCACAAAGGAAGUUGGGAUAUAGCCUAAUUGAAUGUGAUAAAAUAUUUGUGCCAAUUCAUAAAGAGAUUCAUUGGUGCUUGGCUAUCAUCAAUAAGAAAGAUAAGAAAUUGCAGUAUCUCGACUCACUGAGAGGAAUAGAUAACCAAGUGUUGAAAGUGCUGGCUAGAUAUUUUGUAGAUGAAGUGAAGGACAAGAAUGGAACAGAUGUGGAUAUAAGUUCGUGGGAAAGAGAAUUUGUUGAAGACCUGCCUAAGCAAGAAAAUGGAUAUAAUUUGGACUCGAUUAAUAACAGGGAGCUCAGUUUAUGAAGCUUUAAUUUUGCUUUCUCCAUGGUAAUACCACGAUGAUCAUCAGUGACAAAUACUAUUUAAGCAACAGAGUUCUUGGUUGCCACAGCUCAAUAACUUGGAAGUGCUCUAGAAAAGUCGUUCAUGCCAAUUGGUUAUGUGCAAAACUGAUUAUCAACCAUCAAAUGAUCUCAUUGGAUAAGAACAGAUAUAUUGUAUUUGCUUGAUAUUGUCUUGGAGGGAAUGUAUACAAGGGACAUAACAUCAGUUGUGUCCAAGUUUUUAAGUACCUCAUUUCAUCUUUCCUAGCACUACCUAGUGGUUUUAUGCUGUUGGGAUGAGGACAAUCUAUCACUCGGAGCCUAUAAAUGGAAUGGGAGGGAUAUUAUUUAAAAUCUACAUUUUCUUUUUAUUGGUAUCAUUUUUCCCCUUCUGUUCAUAAUGGUUUCAUAAAUGGCAUUUUGCUAGUCAUAUUCUUCACUCCCCCUUCAAACUCUCAAAUAUAUCUAUUGCUACAGCUUUGAGCGUUUCAAGUUUGGGGCAGUUUGUGAGUGAAAUAUAUUUUUAAUUGGAAGAUUUUAUUUGAAAUUU
Molecule: messenger RNA, 2537 nt
Organism: Neltuma alba
Lineage: Eukaryota; Viridiplantae; Streptophyta; Magnoliopsida; Fabales; Fabaceae
Product: ubiquitin-like-specific protease ESD4
Exons: 8
Coding region: 522-1967 (481 amino acids)
Biological process (GO): proteolysis; protein desumoylation
Cellular component (GO): nucleus
Molecular function (GO): deSUMOylase activity
Source: RefSeq, a predicted model, not a curated record